AUGACACGCGCUCAACAGACCCUCUCCGUUCUCCUCCUUGUUUCUUCGCUAUAUCUUGUCCUUUACUUGGAUCUUGUCCCCCUCAAUGAAACCAUUCAAAAAGAGAUCGUUCCUGUCCUUCCAUUCUAUGCCUUAAUAUCGUUCGGAUGUUACCUACUUGGCCGCCUAGGUGUAGCAAUCUUAACGUUCAAUGAUGUACCAGAGGCGCACGAGGAGCUGCAAAAGGAGAUCGGGCAGGCCAAGGCGGAGUUGCGCAGGCAGAACGUUGAUGUCGACUAA
This is a messenger RNA of Aspergillus caelatus, 279 nucleotides long. RefSeq names its product dolichol-phosphate mannosyltransferase subunit 3. The coding region runs from base 1 to 279 and encodes 92 amino acids. Gene Ontology annotation, biological process: GPI anchor biosynthetic process. NCBI's taxonomy places the organism in Eukaryota, Fungi, Ascomycota, Eurotiomycetes, Eurotiales, Aspergillaceae. The transcript is spliced from 3 exons. The record is from RefSeq and is a predicted model, not a curated record. Gene Ontology annotation, cellular component: endoplasmic reticulum membrane; dolichol-phosphate-mannose synthase complex.